UUUCAACUGUAAACAAGUAAAGGUUGAGACGUCCUUCUUUUCCCCACUCCAACAGGACUUUCGGUUUAUAUCUACUGCAUUCACCAAGAGAUUUAAAGGGUACCAGUUUAAUGGCGUACAAUGGCUCGAAUUUCGCUAGACUGCACCAACACGCUGCCAGGAAUCCCCCUCAGUGUUCUGUCAGUGCCUAUGGAAAACAAAUAUAAGUGCCAGCAGUGUCUCCAGGUUUUAAGGAAGCCAGUCCAGGCUCAGUGUGGCCAUCGCUUCUGUGUCCACUGCUUCAAACAGCUCACCAGCUCUGGCCCUAAACCGUGUGAAGCCUGUCGGGUGGAGAACAUCUUCGAAGAACCUAUUUCCAUUUUAAACACCAAUGAGGCCUUUCCUGACAAUGCAGCAGGUCGAGAGAUAGCCGGUCUGCCAGCAAAGUGUUUAAAUGAGGGCUGCCCCUGGACUGGACCAAUCAAAGACUAUGAGAAUCAACAUGAAUUUCACUGUGAGUUUGAAAAGAUCCAGUGCAGCAGCUGUAAAAACUAUAUUUUGCUUUCGGAGAAGGGCAGGCACGAGGAAAGGGAGUGUGAAGCACGGACACUCAACUGUAAAUACUGCAAAGUCAUAUUCAACUAUAAGGACAUCAAGGCACAUGAUGAGAUAUGUCUGAAGUUCCCCCUGCAAUGCAAAGACUGUGGCAAGAAAAAGAUCCCGAGAGAAAAGUUUAGUGACCAUCUCCGGUCUUGUGCCAAAAGUAAGAGCUCCUGUCCGUUCAGUGAAGUGGGCUGUAAAGCUGUGAUAGACAACGGUAAGCUCAAUGACCAUGAGAGCAGCAGCACGGUGGAACACCUCCGGCUGUUGCUGCCCAUGGUUCUGUCCAUGGUCCGAACCCGGGUGGACGCCGCGGGUCUGUGCGAGUGGCAGGAGGACUCUGGGCUGGGCUUGUACCGGGCUCCUGAGGAAGGGGUCUCAAUGGGCGCCAGUGCGUCAGUGCAUUCUGUGGACUUGGAUAAAAAGGUGACGGCUUUAGAAAACAUAGUGUGUGUCCUGAACCGUGAGGUGGAGCGGAGUUCGGUUACGAUGGAGGCUUUUGCACAUCAGCACCGUUUAGAUCAAGAGAAAAUCGAAAACCUUUCAAAUAAAGUGCGUCAGCUGGAGCGGACUCUGGCCUGUAGAGACCUGCAGCUUUCAGAGAGUGAGCAGAUUGUGCGGGAGCUGCAGUUUUGUACAUACGAUGGUAUUUUUGUGUGGAAGAUAACGGACUUCUCACGACGCAAACAGGAGGCUGUGGCAGGACGGACACCGGCCAUGUUCUCCCCAGCCUUUUACUCCAGCAAAUACGGCUACAAAAUGUGCCUGCGCUUGUAUUUAAAUGGCGAUGGCACUGGGAGGGGGACUCAUCUGUCUCUGUUCUUUGUGGUGAUGAGAGGAAAGUGUGAUGCUCUUCUGAAAUGGCCGUUCAGUCAGAAGGUAACUUUGAUGCUUCUUGAUCAGAAUAACCGAGAGCACAUUAUCGACGCGUUUCGGCCUGAUGUCACCUCCACGUCUUUCCAGAGGCCCAUCAGUGAGAUGAACAUCGCCAGCGGCUGCCCCCUCUUCUGCCCUUUGGCCAAACUGGCUGGAAAGAGCCCGUAUCUGCGCGAUGAUACAAUCUUUAUCAAGGCUAUAGUGGAUCUUACAGGUUUAUGAGAUGUGUACACUGUGGAAGUUCUGCACAUCUAAAAAGAAUAAAUUAUAUAAUUACUUAUAAAGGAAAACCUAUAUUAAUAUAUAAGUAAUAAUAACAGAUACAUUAUUUAACUACUAUAACUAUUUAUAUCCGACAUUCAUUGUCUAAUAGUCCACAUAGUCCGUGAUUAUUAUAUACAUAUAUAUUGUAUACAGUAUAUACUAUUUCAUAGUGUCAUUAAUGGGGCAUACAUCAGUGAAUAUAUAUAUAGAUAUAUAUAAACAUCAUAUAGAUCAUUUAUUUAUUAUGUAUUUACUGUGACUUAGUGGAUUUGCAGUUGCAUGCUUAUAGUGGUUUUGCAGAAAAUAAACAAAUCUAAAACAAAAUAGCUUCAUCUGUAUUGACAGUACAGGAAAUUGUGAACGACUGCUGUAUUAUAUAGAGCGUGGGUUUCAUCAUCACGAAUGUAUGAACAUCAACUAACCUCCUGUUGAACUAACAUGCCUCUUUAAUGCUGCUUAUAAUAACAUGGAAAUUGUAAAGUUUGGACAUUUAGACGUUAGGUGAAGUUUUAUAAUACACUGGAUGUUGCUUUGCUUUGGUUGAUCAUUACCAGUCAAGCCUACAUAAGCAUGUAGUGUG
This is a messenger RNA of Periophthalmus magnuspinnatus, 2299 nucleotides long. RefSeq names its product Tnf receptor-associated factor 2b (gene traf2b). Gene Ontology annotation, cellular component: cytoplasmic side of plasma membrane; plasma membrane signaling receptor complex. Gene Ontology annotation, biological process: protein K63-linked ubiquitination; tumor necrosis factor-mediated signaling pathway; positive regulation of JNK cascade. The record is from RefSeq and is a predicted model, not a curated record. The transcript is spliced from 11 exons. The coding region runs from base 121 to 1677 and encodes 518 amino acids. Gene Ontology annotation, molecular function: ubiquitin-protein transferase activity; tumor necrosis factor receptor binding; zinc ion binding. Lineage: Eukaryota; Metazoa; Chordata; Actinopteri; Gobiiformes; Gobiidae.